Messenger RNA from Chenopodium quinoa (quinoa), 957 nucleotides. Its product is annotated as non-specific lipid transfer protein GPI-anchored 2-like. Gene Ontology annotation, biological process: lipid transport. The coding region runs from base 154 to 660 and encodes 168 amino acids. The transcript has 3 exons. Lineage: Eukaryota; Viridiplantae; Streptophyta; Magnoliopsida; Caryophyllales; Amaranthaceae. The record is from RefSeq and is a predicted model, not a curated record. Gene Ontology annotation, molecular function: lipid binding.
CCACUUUACUUGUUCCUUUCCUUCUAAGCUUCCUCUUUAAAUACCCACAUAAUAUAAUUCAUUUACUUAUAUAAUUAUACAUUCAUACUGCAUACAAUAAUUAUACAUCACCAAAAAUACACAUACUAUCAAAUUCUCAAAGAAAAAAUAAUUAUGGUGUCACCAAAAUAUGUCAUGGUUCUGGUACUAGCAAUUAGCUCAAUGUGGGCUAUGUCAAUGGCUCAACCGAGUUCGUCAGGGAUUAGUGGUGCUUGCACCAAUGUGUUGGUCACGUUGUCACCUUGCUUAAACUACAUCACCGGGAACUCGUCGACGCCCUCAUCAAGCUGCUGCAGCCAGCUAGGUAAUGUUGUUAAGUCCUCACCAGAAUGCUUGUGCGAGGUUCUUAACGGUGGAGCCUCGGGCUUGGCUGCUGGGCUUAACAUUAACCAAACUCAAGCUUUGACUCUUCCUAAUGCUUGCAAUGUUCAGACUCCUCCUCUUAGCCGUUGUAAUAAAGCCGCUUCUCCAGCAGGAUCUCCAUUAGGAAGUCCAGGAAGUGGAUCUAAAACAUCACCAACAGAUGGUGACUCUUCAGACGCAACAAUGUCAAAGUUACCGACUAUUCCUGCUUUAUUUGCGGUGUUAUACGUCGUCGUUUCACACGCUUUAGCCUUUUAGAUAGGUCCAAAUUAUUUGGUCUUGUUUUGGACUGUCUUUAUUCACGCUCUUCUUGUUUCCAUGUGCGAUUUUUAAUUUGUUGUACGGUUGUACUACCACCACACCCAUUUUGUAAUACAUACAUCUUUUUGAAUUUCUUUUUUAAUUUUUUGGAAUUGAGUAAUUUGCUUUGUAUUAUUAUUAUUAUUAUUAUUAUUAUGAUUUGAUAAUAUGUAUAUGAGGUGUAUACUUUUUUAUUAAGAGUAUUAUUUCCAUCAUUAUAUUGUAAUAAAAGAGGUGGUGUUGUUAUGAUUUGAC